Molecule: messenger RNA, 2115 nt
Organism: Lacerta agilis (Sand lizard)
Lineage: Eukaryota; Metazoa; Chordata; Lepidosauria; Squamata; Lacertidae
Product: SLAIN motif-containing protein-like
Exons: 7
Coding region: 223-2034 (603 amino acids)
Biological process (GO): positive regulation of microtubule polymerization; microtubule nucleation; cytoplasmic microtubule organization
Cellular component (GO): microtubule plus-end
Source: RefSeq, a predicted model, not a curated record
GUGAUUAUGGAUGCUGCUGGGCAAAUUUAGUUCAUGUCAACAUGUCCAUUGUAAGUAACAUGCACUACCCUUGCAGAUAAGUGCCUUCAGAUUUUAUUAAGGCUUGGCUCUGCACCAUUACCCUGAAGACAUUCAAUUGUUAAAAGAACUGGUAUGUUUACUUUAUUUUUUAACAGGUAUCUUCUAUGAUCUCUUUUUCUAGCAAGUCUCUUCAGGGGUUCCAUGAAGAUGGUUGUCCCUGGGAGUGCCCCUAUAAUUCAGCCAGACCACAGUCUUGGAACUGAACUCAGCCAGGGCUCAGCAGAGAACUCUGUGAUGCGUCCCGAUACUGAACCAAUGGAUGAUCAAGUGGGCCCUGAGCUGGAAGAGGUGCGGAAAUUGCAAGAACUUGUGAGGAGACUUGAGCUCCAGAAUAAGCAGUUGAGAACUAGAAGCCUUCGAAGUGUGCCAGAGGCAAAACUGUUGAACCAAGCUGGCGCUGGAGUGGAUAAUUGCAAUUCCAGGGUCAAUGGGAUGGAAAUGAAUAAUAGCAUCAACACCCUGAUGGAUAAACAGGAAUUGCAGAUAGUGGCAGACUUACACUCUGCGCUGAGUAAAAUGAGUUCAGAAGCAGGGGAUACUGAUGACAUCUUGCAAAAGGAUGUAGAGGCCACAGAACAGAACAACUGUAGCAGUGGUUGUGGGGAACAGCCUCCUAACCCGAAAUUUGUGAGCAAUACAGAAAUGCAGAACAGUGAUGCUAAUACCAAUGACUUGUCUAGUUGGAAUUGUGGCAGCACAGUGCUAGUAGAAGACUUCACCACAGGUAUUGAGCCACCGCUGAGAAAGAGCGAAGGGGAUGCAGAGGUAGAACACCUCUUUAAUGAGACAACUCUGGAUGAAGUGGAGCUGUUAGAACUUGAGAAUGCUGAUGAUGAAGAGGACACCUGGCUCUAUGUGUCUUCAAGAAAAAUACCAGCAGAUGAAAAGGAGUCUCCCCUGAAAUGGUGUAGGCACGUGUUAGACAAUCCUAGCCCUGAGAUGGAGGCAGCCUGCCGUACCCUAAUUAGCAGACUUGACCAAGGUUAUUUGGGUGUGCAUUCAGCAUUGAGCUCUCAGUCUUCCGUUGACAGUGAACUCAGUACCUCAGAUGACUCUAUCACGAUGGGAUACAAACUGCAAGACUUGACAGAUGUGCUGGUUAUGGCCCGUCUACAGGAAGAAAGUCUUCGCCAGGAUUAUGCCUCCAGCUCAGCCUCUGUUUCCCGUCGUAGUUCCAGUGCUUCUUUGCAUUCAUUGCGCAAAGGCACCUACAGUGACCAGGACUUUGACACAUACAGUCUGGAGGAUGAGGAUGAUGGCUGCUCCUUUUCCUAUCAUAGUAGCCACAGAUACUCACCAUCCCCACUGAACUCACCACGGUGCCAGUCCCCAUCCACAAACACAGACUUUGGCAGGGCAACAGGCACACGGAUUCACACCUCCCGGAGAGCAGUGCAGAAUUCCAUUCCGGAAAGGCUGAAAUAUUCUGGGAAUGAAGAAGAGCUAAGGCACAGCAUGCCUAACCUGGCUAGAACAGGUCGGCGUUCCUUGGAGUCUAUAAGGAACAGCUGCAGCUUGGAGUCAGAUCGGCAGGUUCCCAGUAGUCGACUCUCCAGAAUCAAUCAGCCAUCGGCUAGUCUGGCUCCAAGUAAGCUCCGCUAUUCCUCGGGUGCUGGGAAGCCACCCUUAAUAGUCCGACAGCCAAUGAAAGCAGGUUCUUGUGCCAGCAGUCUCAUAACACCACAGCAGCCUGUUAGAGCUGCUGGUUUUGCCAGUACUAUUGGUAGAGUUCGAAAGCUACAGUCUUCCACACAGCAUCCAACUUCUGGUGGUGGUGGCAGUUCGGUGGCUAGAAGCAAUAGUAUGGCCACAGGAGCAAAACAUGCCCUUCCAAAAAGUAGAACGUCCGUUGGGGGAACAUCCUCCCUGAAGAGCAAGCUGGCACAGCCAGCCAAGAGAUUUCCGAAGGCCAGUGUUUCUGCUGAUGACUCAUGGAAAGAAGGGUGCUUCUGAGCCAUUGUGAAGAUACUGAUAAACAGUGACUGGUUGGUUUGGGAAAUACAGUGGUACCUCAAGUUACAAACGCUUCAGGUU